GCCGAUCCGCAAGUGGGGAGGCAAAAUGCUGCCAAAUUUGCAUGAAGCCAGGUGUCUUUAAUCCCAACAGCAACGCCGUACGAAGUCCCAUUCCUUUCGGAUUUCAGCUCCGCACGAUUUCAACACACUCCCCUACCUUGACCCCACCGUUCUCCACGCCGAUCUAUCCACUACCUAGAUCUUCCAUCUUUUUUCAAAAGUGAAAACAGCUGCGUGUUAAUCUGUAGUAUUCUAGUCCCAGGAAGUCACUUCCAGCAAUGGCGUUCUCGUAUUCCCAGGCAGCCCAAAGGGCAAUGAGUGAGAAGGAGAAGCGGGAUUUUGGGAAAGGACAAGGGGGCGAGUCAAGGAGCCAUUCAGGGCAGAUGCCAUCCCAAUCAGGUACGAACUCAAAGACGGAAUCUGCAAAGUCUCGAACCUUGGGGCAGAAGGCAAUGGAAUUCCUACUGGAGAAAACUCAGAUCAAGGCGGAGAUCAAAGUGUCAAAGGAAGUAAUCAAGGGGGAGGGAGGAAAGGAAGAGGAAGUGGAUGUCUGGGAAUACCUAGACGAAGACAUCCAGUCCCUGAACAAUCUGUACGAGAAACAUGCGGUGCUGUUCAACUUCUCAGGACGAAGCAGGGAGCUAUCUCUAAACGAAAAGAGGAGAUGGGUGAUGGAUAGGCUAAUAGCCUUGGAAGAUGUCCCAGGGAAGGGACCAGAGGUAUCAUACCACAGGAGGGGGAGAGGCAGAGGCCAUCUGGGCUCUUCAUGCCCACAGGGGAGCUUAGGUGAAACAGGGGGAAAAAGGGUGGCAUUGAAGCAAUCGAUGAUGCAGGAGUGCGAGAGCAAACCAGGAGUAUGGUACAUAAAUGCAGCACAGUACAGGGGUUGGAGCUUUGAUGAUAAUCUGGAAAACCCAAAGUGGGUGUGGGUGAUGAAAGGGGACCCAACAGUUAAGCCAGACAUCUAUCCUCCUUAUGACAGUAGGUGGAGACACACAGGAGCCAAACGCAUGGAAGACAAGGAAACUGGAUUCCUUAUCAGACCCAUGUUGGAGGAAGAAGUAAUGCAGGACGUGGAGCAGAGAUUGAAGCUCAUGAGAGAACUACAUGAGGUCGGGAAGAAUGCAGAAUUGGCAUUCUUGGAGAAUGCAGAAGUCAGAGCACAGCAACAGGAUCAGAUAGGAGACAAGGAGGAGAGGUCGAGUGAAAUGGAGGAGGGUGAGGGUGACAAUAUGGACUGCGAGCAAGGAGGGAAGGCGGCGACUGAGAGAGGAAGUACUUCCACAAAGAGGAAAGGAGAGGCAAGAGGAGAGAUGGGCUCGAACACUCAAGAAGGAGAUUCACAGCAGGGAAAAAGGAGACAAAAGACCCAAUCAGGAAAGGGGGGCACUACAGAGCAGGACGAGGGGGAAUCAGCAGGGACCUCAGGGAAGGAGAGUAACCCAGACUCAUGCUCACGGGACGUGGCCUCAAAAGGAAGCAGGGCAGGUGAAGAAGGGACAGGCACAGCAGGAGACAGUGAAGAGGACUUGUCAGACAAAGUCCACCCAGACGGAGCCUCUCAGUAUGAGGAAGACAAAAGCGGCUCCCAAGGAUCCCAGGUUCAUGUUACACUGGAGGACGAAGAAAGAGUAAGGGAAAGGGCAAGAAAAAGGGGCAUGCAAAAUGUCGAAAAUAUGACAUUGCAACAGAUUUUGCAGGUAGAAGAGGACCAGAAGGAGAGUUCAGCAGAUGAAGAAAGUGAAGCCUCAUUGGGGGAAGAAGAGGAAGAGGAGGAAGAAGAUCAGGAAGACUCAGAUGUGGAAGAUUGGACAAGAGACCAGUGGGUGAAGGAGGUAGAGCAGCUGGAAUGGGGCAGGACGAUCGAGUGCGAAAUCAGACUGGCCCACCACAAGCACUUGAGGAACCUCCAGCAAGUCACACAAGCAGGGGAAGACAUCACAUCAGAAAACAGGUUUGAACUGCUAAGGAGGGAAGGGAUCCCUGGGGGCAUUAUUCUUGGCUAUGCUGAUGGCCCGAGAGCAACCAAUGUGACCCAAGGAGUCAUCGUUAGAUCUGCGCAAUGUCUCUACCACCCAAUAUGGAAGGCACUUAUCUGCGGGCCCGAGCCAUACACAGCGUUCAUUUUUGAAAGUCGCGACUUUGAUACAGAGACCAGAAGGAUUGGACCUGUCCGAUUCCGGCAGAACGACUCUGUCAACAUCAUGAAUGGGAUGAUGGAUCAUGGCUGGUGCUUCUCUUAUACUUGCCAAAAGCGGCUUUCCACGUAUUAUACGUAUGUCCUCACGAACAUGACUCUGGACAUACGGACAACAGGUAAAGAUGCAAGUCAUGACUCUGCAGCCGUCAUGGACGGUUUGACUCUGUGGGGGGGAAAUAGAAUGGGAGAGGAACAGACACAGCUGAGUAAGCAUGUUGGCGGUUUCAGUUUAAUGGCAAACAUGUGAACCAUUAUUUUCUUCUUUCUCUUUCAAAGGCAACCAGCCGUGGUGUAUUAUCGUCAACGUUCAGGCUGGUCCCGGUUAACUCAUUCAUGCCGAUCUGGGCAUAGCCCGCCCGGCCUUCGCAGCCUGUGUCCCCAAAGCCGGCAAUAUGUGCAGCGGUCAUGAACCAGAGCAGUCAAAAGUGGAUAAUAAGAAAAAGUAACUUUUAAGUUUUAACUCUUAAGUGAAAUGAAAGAAUGUACGGCAAGAUACGCUC
Messenger RNA from Chara braunii, 2679 nucleotides. The record is from the annotation of a GenBank genome assembly. NCBI's taxonomy places the organism in Eukaryota, Viridiplantae, Streptophyta, Charophyceae, Charales, Characeae.